Acanthosepion pharaonis is the source of this 1014-nucleotide messenger RNA. Lineage: Eukaryota; Metazoa; Mollusca; Cephalopoda; Sepiida; Sepiidae. The record is from the annotation of a GenBank genome assembly.
AUGCUUACCUCAUCUCAUUUAAUCGUCUUCAAACUUUCCCACUUACCACCUUCUUCUUCUUCUUCUUCUUCUCUUCCUCCUCCUCCUUCUCCUAUUGUAUCUAUUAUCGCUCUACUUCUUCUCAUUUCUUCUUCUUCUGCACCCUUUCCCACCUACAUUAAUCAUCUUCGCCAUUUUGAUUUCACCUUUCUCUUGAGGAGGCAAUUUUUAUACACUUUUGUUGUUCGCUUUUCAUUCUUAUUCCGUGUUGUUACCAUCACCAAGCAUGUAUCUCUUCUCUUUUCCCUCACUUUCUUUUCUUAUCCUGUGUCUCUUCAUUUGUCAUUUUUCUUUCUUUCUUCCUUUCUUUCGCAUCCUUUUCAUUCUUUCUUUCUUCCUUAUCCUUUUCUUUCUUCAUUUUUCUUUAUCAUUUUUUCGUUAGCAUUUUCUUUCUUUCUUUCUUUCUUAUUUUUUCGUUGUCCUUUUCUUUCUUUCUUCCUUAUCCCUUUUUUGUUUCCUUUUUAUCUUCCUUAUCCUUUUCUUUCUUUCUUUCUUUCUUUCUUAAGGUCGACUCAUUUAAUUUUCGAAAUUUGUUUUAAUUUAUCAACUUACAUCCUUUUGCUGACAUUAAUUCCUUUCUUUUCUUAUUCUGUUUCUCAUUUUUCUUUUGCUUCCUCGUACCUUUCUUUCUUCUUUAUCCUUUUCUUUCUUCCUUUCUUUCUUCUUUAUCCUUUUCUUUUUCUUCCCUAUUCUUUUCUUUCUUUCUUCAUUUUUUUUUCUAUAUUUUAUUCUUUCUAUCUCCCAUUGUUUUUUCUUCUAUCCUUUCAUUCUUUCUUCCUUUCUUUCUUAUCCUUUUUGUUCUUCCUUAUUCUUUUCUUUCUUCCUUAUCCUUUCUUUCUUUCAUUUUUUCUUCCGUCCUUUCACUCUUUCUUCUCUCCUUUCCUUCUUUCAUUCUUUCUUCUAUUCUUUCCUUCUUUCCUUCUUUCUUUUCUUUCUUUCUUCUGUCCUUUACUUCUUUCUUUUUUCCUUCCUUAG